This is a messenger RNA of Schizosaccharomyces cryophilus OY26, 1949 nucleotides long. RefSeq names its product CK1/CK1/CK1-D protein kinase Hhp1. NCBI's taxonomy places the organism in Eukaryota, Fungi, Ascomycota, Schizosaccharomycetes, Schizosaccharomycetales, Schizosaccharomycetaceae. The record is from RefSeq and is a predicted model, not a curated record. Gene Ontology annotation, molecular function: ATP binding; protein serine/threonine kinase activity. Gene Ontology annotation, biological process: signal transduction; endocytosis; peptidyl-serine phosphorylation. The transcript has a single exon. Gene Ontology annotation, cellular component: nucleus; cytoplasm. The coding region runs from base 115 to 1206 and encodes 363 amino acids.
UCUGACUCCUUCCUUCACCAACAUUUUUUUUUAGCUGGAUCGAAUACACUGAAAGUAGUGGAGGUUCAAUCUCUCUGAUAUAAAAAAAAAAACUCAUACGAUAUCGUUUCCAAGAUGGCGUUGGACCUCCGAAUUGGAAACAAAUAUCGCAUUGGACGUAAAAUUGGAAGUGGCUCCUUUGGUGAUAUUUAUCUAGGAACAAACAUUGUUUCUGGUGAGGAAGUAGCAAUCAAGUUAGAGUCUACAAGGGCCAAACAUCCUCAACUGGAAUACGAAUAUCGAGUUUACCGCAUUUUGUCAGGUGGAGUAGGAAUCCCCUUUGUCCGUUGGUUUGGAAUAGAAUGUGACUAUAAUGCUAUGGUUAUGGAUCUUCUAGGACCAUCGAUGGAAGAUUUGUUUAAUUUUUGUAGUAGAAAGUUCUCUUUGAAGACAGUUCUUCUACUUGCUGACCAGUUGAUAUCACGAAUCGAAUUUAUUCAUUCCAAGUCGUUCUUGCAUCGUGAUAUUAAGCCUGAUAACUUUUUGAUGGGUAUUGGAAAACGCGGUAAUCAGGUUAAUGUAAUUGAUUUUGGUUUGGCAAAGAAGUAUCGGGACCACAAAACCCAUCUUCAUAUUCCUUACCGUGAAAACAAGAACCUUACCGGUACUGCUCGUUAUGCAAGUAUUAACACUCACUUGGGUAUUGAACAAUCGCGCCGUGAUGAUUUGGAGUCAUUGGGCUACGUAUUGGUUUACUUAUGCCGCGGAAGUCUUCCUUGGCAAGGGUUGAAGGCUGCAACAAAGAAACAAAAGUACGAAAAGAUCAUGGAAAAGAAAAUCUCUACUCCUACUGAGGCUUUAUGCCGUGGUUUUCCUCAGGAAUUUGCCAUUUAUUUAAAUUAUACUCGCUCUCUUCGUUUCGACGACAAGCCAGAUUAUGCUUAUCUUCGCAAACUCUUCCGAGACCUGUUUUGCAGACAGAAUUACGAGUUUGACUAUAUGUUUGAUUGGACUUUGAAGAGAAAAUCUCAGCAGGAUCAGCAAAAUCAACAGCAGCUGCAACAUCAAUUGGCCGCAUCAGCGCAGGUUACGUCGCCGCCUGAACGUUCAUCCUUCAAAAACUAUCAAAAACAGUCAUUUGAUGACAAAGGCGAAGUGAAAACUACCGCUCCUGUAAUCAGUGAUAUGCCUACACCCACCGCUCAGUAUAUUCAAAGACCCAACUAAAUUUAAUAAUUUUAGCCGAAUUACUUAUUCUUUUACCUCAUUUCUAUCUUAUCCCAUCCAAUGUCUCCUUUGAUCACCGUUUAUGUGUGCUGUUUGUUUUUAAUUAGAAGCAAUGACUUAUUUUCAUCCAGCAAUUCUGUGGUUAGUUAUCAUGUGUUCUCAUAUGCUUUUUUCCUUUCUAUUCGAAUGACUCAUUGAUUUUACUGCCAUCAAUUUUUGCUUAGAAUUGGGUUUCUCUUAUUUCUUACUUAACCUGGGCUGAAUGGAUGCACCUUGGAUACUUCAUAGUUCUUUAUGAAUUCUCCGUUUAGUAUUGAGCCGGUGAGUAACGAAAUGCGGUUCUAUUUUUUUCACGAAUCUAGGGUAUUAUGAAUUGAUGAAGGAUAAUCUGAACGGAUAACCUAGCCUUUGAUUUUGUAACUUAAAUUUUUCUUCUGGUAAAGGGUAGGUUCCCAUUGUGUACGUUUCGUUUUGACAUUUUUUAUUGUCCUUACAUUGAGAAUAUAUACGAUAUGAGUGGUUUGCCUAAUAGUUUCCUAAUUGAAAGCUACCCAUGAAUAGGUUGCUCUAUUUUAAUGCUUUGAUUACUGUAGCGGCUUCCAGUUCUAUGUUAUUUAUUAAAUAAUUCAAGUUUGUACUUUCCAAGGUAGAUGCGCUUAUCGUUUUUCAAUUUAUGUUUCAGUUUAUUUUGUCCUGUGAAGUCAAUUCUUAUCGCAUAAAGUCAAAGCAAGUAUUCACCAUUC